ACACCAAAAAAAAAAAAGCCCGAAAAAAUCGACCUUUAUUUCUUAUUUCUCUCCUCUACCUCUCAGCUUCUGCUGGAUCUCUCCAGCAGAGAAGAUCUUGUUCUGAGAGAUUCGUAGGGGGUUUUGUUCUCUCGACUCAUGAGGUGGGUUUUGUCUCUUUUUUAUAUGAUUAGGGACCGAUCGAUCAAGGCUUCAAGGGCAAACAGAAAUGGAUCACGACAAGACAGGAUGCCAAAGCCCACCUGAAGGUCCUAAGUUAUGCGUCAACAACUGUGGUUUCUUUGGAAGCGCUGCCACGAUGAACAUGUGUUCAAAGUGUCACAAGGAUAUGUUGUUUCAACAGGAACAAGGGGCUAAGUUUGCUUCUGCAGUGUCUGGAGCAUCAUCAUCCAGCAACAUCAUAAAGGAAACCAUUACUGCUGCGUUGGUUGAUGUUGAAACCAAAUCCGUUGAGCCAAUGGCUGUCGCUGUACAGCCAUCAUCUGUCCAAGUCGUUGCAGAGGUAGUAGCACCUGAAGAAGCUGCCAAACCAAAGGGACCAAGCAGAUGUACUACUUGCAAUAAGCGGGUUGGCCUGACUGGAUUCAAAUGUCGCUGUGGUGACCUCUUCUGCGGGACACACCGUUAUGCAGACAUUCAUGACUGCUCCUUCAAUUACCAUGCUGCUGCGCAAGAAGCUAUAGCGAAAGCAAAUCCGGUUGUGAAAGCAGAGAAGCUUGACAAAAUAUGAAAUUCAAAGUAAACGUCUCUGAUUUCAUCAGGUACACCUGUGAUGCAUCCUUCCCCCCUGUCUGUGUCUGGUUCAAGUAUCUCUCAUGUUAAAAAGGUUUUAUAUAAGGUCGAUUGAAAGCGUGCUUGAUCUUUAGCUUCUUCCAUCUCUCUGCAAUAUUUGUGGUGUGAAACUUUCUAUUAUCUGUUGUUUGCAAGCAGAGAUAUGUGCUCUUAAAAAAAAAUAUAUGCUUUGAUGUGUUUCUCUUUCUUAUUAUUUUCGAGCACUGUGUUUUAUGCUUCCUGUUUGGUCUGUAUCAUAUUGGGUUUGUCUCUGUAGCUUCAUGAAGCUUAUUUAAAAAAAGGCUUGUGUUUGCCCUUCAA
Capsella rubella is the source of this 1092-nucleotide messenger RNA. RefSeq names its product zinc finger A20 and AN1 domain-containing stress-associated protein 2. Lineage: Eukaryota; Viridiplantae; Streptophyta; Magnoliopsida; Brassicales; Brassicaceae. The record is from RefSeq and is a predicted model, not a curated record. The transcript has 3 exons. The coding region runs from base 209 to 730 and encodes 173 amino acids. Gene Ontology annotation, molecular function: zinc ion binding; DNA binding.